UCCAGGCUUCAAGAACAACAACAGUGGUGGUUGAUGCAGCAGCACAACAACAGUCAAGAUGAUCAACAAGAAUUUAUUGCCUCUCAAGAUUCACUUCUUUCUAUUCUGGGCAGCAUACUCAUCCAUACUACCAUUUAUGAUGGUGGUAGCGAGGCAGUUAGGCAUCCCAGUGGCCACCCAGGGCAUAAUAACCUCUGUUAUCAUUGUGACUUCCAUGGUCUUCAAGCCGGCCAUCUCGGCCCUAGCGGACAGCCUACCAGCCUACCGCAAGUCCAUCUUCAUAGGCCUACUGGCGGCUAUGGUGCUGGGGUUGGGGCCCAUUGGAAUGAUAUCACCACUGAUUGGUCCUUCAAAUCGUACCGGGUUGCUGGUCCUGCGAAGCGAAUCCACAACUGAUCCUUUGAACUGGAUCCCUGGAUAUCAGGUCCCAGCAGGAAAGAACCAGAGUGCGGUGUCUUUCCUCACCCCUGAUACUGGGGAGUGCUAUGUAUCCAGUGCUUGGGACUGCAUAGCUGUAUGUCCUAAUGGAGACCCAUGUCCAAUUGCGUACAUAUCCACCAUUGGGGCCACUCUCACCCAUGUCCCAGUGGGAGAGAAGGAUAUUCCUGAGAAGUACAUGUCCAGGGAGCAGGUGUCAGACGUGUCCAGUGGACAUGUGAGAGGGAUACAUGUCCAACGAAGAGGUGGAAAUGGAUUCAGUGGACAAGGGGAUCGAAACGAAGAUGAAGUAUGUCCAAACACGUCCAGAUAUGCUGGUUGAUCAGAGUGUAGACGGACCAUUAACAAUCCCAUCCAUCCCGACACCAGAGGAUUUGUUAACCAGGAAUGUACCAUUAAUGAAUCAGUCUGUCCUGACACCAAAGGAUUCAUUAACCAUCAACAGACCAUUAACGAACCCAUCUGUACUGAUACCAGAUGAUUCAUUAACCAGCAACAGCAAUGGACCUUUAGCGAACCAGUCCAUUCUGACACUAGAGGAUUCGCUAAUCAGGAAUGGAUCAUUAACGAACCCAUCUGCUCUGACACCUCACAGGACCAGCAAAGUCAUCUGGACCAGCUGGACCAUUCACACAGUUGAAGGCCUCAGACCACAAACCAUUGAACCACUAAACAUAAGGUAAGUACAGUGGAACUCGCGUGUUUGAACUUAAUUGGUUCCUAGGUGGUGGUCGAAUUGUGAAAAGUUCAGUGUCUAAAACAGGCUUUAAUUAUCAGCCUCACACACUAAGAGAAAGUUCAACUGACUCUUUCAAAAGUCUCUGAGAGUUAAGUCAGUGUCAGAGGUCAACUCAAAACACUUUUGAAACAGAGCUUUCCUAUAAAGUUUUUUGCAACUGAAUUUUGAACAAGUAAGUGCAUUCAGACUCCAGAAAAACGUUCAAAAACCAGGUCAAUUUUUUCUGAACAAAAUUGUUUGGACUCCGGUUUGUCUGAGGUCUGGUACGUUCAAACACCUGGGUUCCACUGUGUGUCUGUGUAUAUACGUAUGUAUGUCGUGUUGAAUAGGUAAAACUUGCGAUUUUGGCUUAAAUGGCAAUGCUCUUCUUACCGAGUAAAGCAAGCGAAAAUUUGUGUAUGCAACAGCUUCGGGUCAGAUUUGGCUUUUGCUGCUUAUGUCACUUGCAUAUUGCCUUUGGGCCUCCCUUCUUACCUGUGCAUAUUCAUUUCUGGCUCUACGACUUCUCUCCUUAUUCUCCUGGGACCUUUGCCUUCUAAACUUGUGUAUGCAAUAAUUU
This is a messenger RNA of Cherax quadricarinatus, 1736 nucleotides long. NCBI's taxonomy places the organism in Eukaryota, Metazoa, Arthropoda, Malacostraca, Decapoda, Parastacidae. The record is from RefSeq and is a predicted model, not a curated record.